GUGGCAGAUCAAGAUUCAUUAACGACAUGGAUUCUGCUCCAUAAUAAUUGACCCACCUCCGCCUCUCCUACUUCAUAUAUCUCCAUCCUACCGCCUUCACCAUGGCGAGCGAACCGGGACUGACCGAUUUCCUCCCCAUCCCGCACAAUACGGAUCCCGACAAGGAGGAAGUGGCGCGAUCAUUAGCAGACAAACCAACAGCUAGUCACGCUCUGGCCAUGGCAGCCCACGACGAGCCGCACGACGAGAAGGGCGCCGCCCAGAUCUCGCACGACGACGAAGUCAAAGAUCUUGGCUGGCAAGACCAUGUCGAUAAGAUCCCCAACCCCCUCGUGGGCGGCAUGCUCAACGAAGAGUUAUGGGUCCUCGUCAGACGGUUCAACAAGCAAAUGUACCACGUGAAAGAAUAUCCUUACGCCGUGCCAGGCAAUCUGGAUCUGAACAUUGCUGAUGAAGAAGAAUUCUCGCCCGACAAAUUACGAGCCAACAUCGAACGAUUAUACAUGACCGUGGGCAUUGGCCUUAUGACCUUCGGAAAGCACAUUGCACGUAUCAGAUCCUGGCGAGAAACACGAAGAACUACCUACUUUGCUGCGGCCUACUUCAUCGCCUGGGCUUUCGAUCUGCUCAUACCUCUAAUCCUGGGAUUCAUUGUGGUCCUGAUCGCCUACCAGCCAAGUCGUUCCAUAGUAUUCCCACCAGCUCCUUUGGCCAUAGUGGAUGCAUCUACUGGUGGCGUUCAAAAGCCAAAAGCAGGUGUUCUCGGAUCGACGGACUCCGCAACUGGAGCACCUGAGAAGCACAAGGGAGAAGCCGUGGAAGCUGAAGCUAGUAGCUUCGUCAACGGCAUCGCUUCCGUUGCGCUCUCGAGUGUUGCUGGCAAGCAUCCGCAGAAUGACCCGCCCUCAGUCUCGGAAGGCAUUGAUAAGACUAAUGAUAGCAUACCUGAUCCAACUGCCAUGGCCGUCAGUGCCAGCAAUGCUCGUGAUCAAACAAGCGGCAAAGGCGAUGUCACUGCCAAAAACAAGGCAAAGGUGCCGGUCGAGACGGCGAUCUGGAACAAGAUGCGCCCUGUCAUGCACGGCAUCGCUGAUGUCUCUGACACCUGGGAGCGAUUCGGCAAUGCCUUGGAUCCCACCAAGCCAUUUCCACAAGAGAUGUACCGCCUUCGCAUCGCUGCAAUUGUCAUUCCGCUCUUUGCUGCUUCAUUCUUCAUUUCUGCGUACAUGGUCGUGAAAGGCUUGACCUUUGGCAUUGGCUUCGGCUUCUUCGGAGAUCCCGUCAUUCAACGAGGGUUGGCAUGGCUUAACAGCCACUUUCCUAAGUGGCAGAAGCUACUUGAGUUACGCAACACUCUUCUGAAGGGUGUUCCUACCAAUGCUCAAUUGACGAUCACUCUGCUGCGCGUUGGUGAGGCGAACAAAGCACCUUUGCCACCUCCACCACACUCUGGAGACAUACCUCACGACGAGCCUGUAGACCUGACCGAAGACGACCUUCGUGCGGCUGGUGCGGACUGGCCCCUCAAUGCUACGGAUGAGGAGAUUGCUGCUGCUGUUGCGCACGAUCCAAAUACAGCACACGAGACCGCUGGAGGCGACGUUGAUACCGCGAAGGAGAAGAAGCAUGGCAAAAAAGGAUCGAAAGUUCUCAACUUCUUCAAGACUAGCAUCAAAGGCGGCGUUGACACUGCUCUGGGCGUCGACCAUAUCAAAGCCAAGGCGGGCAGUGAGCCUUCGAAACAGAGACUCGGAGUCAUACCGGGCAAGAACGAAUCCCACGUUUCCGGACCUAUCGAAUUCAAAUGCAGAUAUCACGGCAAGCGUGGCCAUGCAUAUAUUGCGACGAAAGCGACAAUUCCUUGCGUCGGUUUCAGUUUGGACAAGUCGAUCACGGGUGCUGAUGGAGCACUUAUCGAAGAUCUACAUCCUGUCUGGACAGUAGCAAUCGCGGAUAUCAAGGAGCUGAAGAAAAUCGGUGGGCUGGGAUGGAAGUCGAAACUGGUCGUUGGUUGGGCAUUAAACUCGGAGGUUGCCGACGGUUUGGAGAUUGUGGAUAAAUUGGGUAACAGCUGGAUCAUCACGGCCAUGCUAUUGAGAGACGAGCUCUUCAAUCGUCUCAUCAGCAUGGGUGGGCAAAAAUGGGAGGCUUGGUGAUCAGUUCAUACUUGGGAUGCAUAUCGACAGAAGGGCGUUUGGGUUGAAUACAGGAUACUGGAGCCGCAGCUGGCUUAGCGGAACACACUGAACGAUGCGAUACAACGAUACCCAUGAGG
Molecule: messenger RNA, 2275 nt
Organism: Cercospora beticola
Lineage: Eukaryota; Fungi; Ascomycota; Dothideomycetes; Mycosphaerellales; Mycosphaerellaceae
Product: DUF3292 domain-containing protein
Source: RefSeq, a predicted model, not a curated record